This is a messenger RNA of Anopheles funestus (African malaria mosquito), 2311 nucleotides long. It is a transcript of the gene cin, whose product is annotated as molybdenum cofactor synthesis protein cinnamon. Gene Ontology annotation, cellular component: cytosol; dendrite; postsynaptic specialization. Lineage: Eukaryota; Metazoa; Arthropoda; Insecta; Diptera; Culicidae. Gene Ontology annotation, biological process: establishment of synaptic specificity at neuromuscular junction; glycine receptor clustering; gamma-aminobutyric acid receptor clustering. The transcript is spliced from 5 exons. The record is from RefSeq and is a predicted model, not a curated record. Gene Ontology annotation, molecular function: molybdopterin molybdotransferase activity.
CAAUGUUGAUAAUAAUUUUCUCGCUUGAUGAUGUAUUAUGUGUAUUUGUCUUUAUUCUGCAUGCUGAGCAAUCCACGUGUUGGUACGAUUAAUUUAUUUCGCGCGCUUUUCAAAUUUAAUUGUGAAGUACUAAACCAGGUCGUAUAGCCAGAAGUACUGACAGAUGAAAAAUCUUGCCUUGCCCAAAGAUUUCACAACAAUAACAACCGGCAGCAUUCAAAGGAAACGAACGAUUGUGCACGCUGUUGAUCAUUUCCAGUGGUGAUUCUGUUCCGUUCUGUUAGUAAUACUUUACUCGGCUUUUCGUAUUAUAAAAUGUACUCGGUGAUAACUGUUAGUGACUCUUGUGCUGCUGGUAAAGCUACGGACACCAGUGGUCCUCAUCUGGUGGAGUUGAUUAAGCAGUCCUUCAAAACAGACACCGUCAACUACCUGUUGAUAGCAGACGAUGAGCAGUUGAUAAAACAAUCGCUUAUUUAUGCUUGCGAUGUGCUUAAGGUACGGGCCGUUUUUACUACCGGUGGCACCGGAUUUGCUCCUCGCGAUGUUACCCCGGAAGCAACACGUGCCAUCAUCACGAAGGAAGCGCCCCAGCUAACAUUGGCCAUGACUCUGUGCAGCUUACAGAAAACAAAAUUUGCUGUACUUUCAAGAGCCGUCUGUGGUGUACGAAACAAAACGCUGGUCGUUAACUUCCCCGGUAGCAAAAAGGCGGUCGGUGAGUGUUUCCAAUCGAUUGUGGACGUUUUACCGCACGUAUUGAAUUUGCUGAAUGAAGGCGAAAUAGAACGUGUACGUGAAACGCAUCGUAAAGUGCAGGCGGAAGGUGAUGUCCAACCAGCGGAGGAAGUGCAUCACGUGUGUCCUCAUGCAACAGGGAAAGGUGGUGAUGAUCGUAACUCUCCCUUCCCAAUGAUCAGUGUAGACGAUGCAUUAAAGCAAAUUCUCGCCUCCAUACCGACAGUGCAGACGGCUCGGAAGCAACUGAGCCGUGUAAAUAUUCCACCUUUUCGAGCUUCCAUCAAAGAUGGUUAUGCUUUGAAAUCGAUCGGUGGCAAGGGUAUGAAGAAGGUGAUCGGUUAUGUUUCGGCUGGCGAUCCGAUUGUCCAGACCAAUUUUACCAUUGACGAAUGCUUUAAGAUUAAUACCGGUGCACCGUUGCCAUUGCAUGCCGAUGCCGUCAUACAGAUCGAAGACACCAAGCUGGUCUCUCGCGAGAACGAUUAUGAAAGAAUCGUCGAAAUUUUGGCUGAACCGACAGUGUCGCUUGACAUUCGCUCGAUCGGCAGCGAUCUACGUAUGUCGGAGGAAGUGUUUUAAUAUCGAUUUCCGAUCGAUGCCUGUCAGCGUGCAUUACUUGCCGCAAUCGGGGAACGAGUGUCGGUGAUGAAGGUGAAGUUGGCCAUCAUAUCCACUGGCGACGAGCUUCUGCAUCCGUACGAUGGAAGUACCGCCGCUGACGCAAGCCCAUUGGAAGGAAAAAUAUACGAUUCCAAUACCACCAUGCUGGUUGCGCUGGUGCGUCAAUGCGGUUUUACCGAGGAUCAGUGUGAAAUUCAGCAACGGGUCGUUAAAGAUGAUUUCGAAUCGUUGAAAAAAGAAAUAGAAUCACUCACCGGUACCGUACACAUCAUCAUAUGCACCGGAGGUGUGUCGAUGGGCGACAAAGAUUUCGUCAAACCCGUGCUAAAAGAGCUAAACUAUGAGCUGAUAUUUGGGCGCGUUAAUAUGAAACCGGGCAAACCGUGCACGUACGCCAGCAGCAAAGUAACCAAAUUUUUUGGCCUUCCGGGAAAUCCGGUUUCAGCAUUCGUAACGUUCCACUUGUUUGCAUUGCCAGCAUUACGGCAAUAUCUUGCUACGAUAAAUGAGACCGCACCGAACGUGGCCAAAUCAAGCCUGCCCAUGAUUACGGUUGAGCUUAUGGAUACGAAAUACAUGCUGGAUCCACGGCCAGAGUAUGCCCGAGCAUCAAUUGUAUCGCGGAAUGGUAAACUGUUAGCAAGCAUAACUGGGGGACAAAUUAGCAGCAGGCUUAAAAGCACGAUUGAAGCGGACGUCCUUCUCGAACUUCCGCCUAGAACGGAAAACAAGCCGUUCAUUACAGCUGGAACACAGCUAAAAGCGUUCGUUCUUCGAUCUGAUUUUAUUUCUCGAUAUGAGUAGAGAACUGGCUUAUUCUUAAAUGCUAAGCUAAAUGUAGAUUAAUACCUUAUUCAACAUCACACAAAGUGCUUUUAUAUGCUACAGCUAAUGCAAUACAUUUUUGUUACGAAGCAAUUAACCGGUACGAUUAGAUGCAAUUACAGUU